CCGAAGUUUGAGCGCCACUCUGCUCGUGUUAAAUAUGUCAUCGUUCGGUGGAGAAGCAAACAAAAACUCAAAGGCUUAAUAUACUCUGAAGGACACCACCCCUGUAGGUGUUCCAUCCCUCUGUCUCCAGUCGUUUGAUUUGAUCUGCCAUGCCCUGUGGUUGCUCUCAUAAACAUUCCCUACGUGUCAAUUGAAAGUCCUGUCACUCUUGUGGUGACAGAUGUACAGGAUCUUAGACUCUGCCCGGCAGAAGAGGCGAGAUCGUUUUUGAUGUGAGUGGUGAAGGAGGGAGACAGCGACUGCACCCUCUUAUCUGCUGCUGACCGCUUGCUGUGGAAGUCACUCGGACAAGAUUCGGACAACCAAGUUCCUCCUCCAACCAGUAGAUGGAGGAUGUUUGUCUCAGCCUGCAGUCAGGACGGCUGUCUCUAUAGUCCUGAUGUCUCCAGGCGCAUGCUUCCACUCACUCUUCAUGGUCUGUGUAAAUGUCAGACUAAGGCUCGCUUCACAGAAGCCAAUUCAUUGGAUCCAAUGGUCAAUCGUGUAUGCAUCCUCUCCUCCGCAAUGUUUUCUGUCUGUUCUGUAGUAUAGGCUGAAUCCGGUUCUUCAGUCUUAGGGAUCGUGUGUCUGACUCUGUACUUGGUAUAAUCGAGUGUGUGUGUGUGUUUUUGUUUAGUUUACGAAUCAACACUAGUAUUUUAGUUUAGGAUGUUGAUGUAACUGUGCCUUUAUGUCCACAAAUGGAGUGCGUGUGAUCUUGUCUGUGGCCUUGUCAUUCUUGGCCAUGCUGCAUCCUUCAGGUUUAUCACCAAGGAAGUACACCAGUAUAAAUAUUCUUCAAUAUGUUCUACAGUCUGUUAUCAAGACAGAAAAGUGUCUGCAAUAGGUGUUAAUUGAAUGUUGGCAGUGCUGUGUUGACUGAGUUUCAUAAUUGGUUUUAUCAUGUUUAUUUUUCUCUCAAGUUGGCCCGCCGGUGUGUGUAUUUAUACAGAGAAGUAAAAAUAGUGUAUUUGUCUAAAGUAUUGUACCAGUGUUCAUUCUCUCUGAUAUAAAUAUCAGUUCUUUUGUGUUUUUGUUAAUGGGCUCCCAUCUGGCUGUGCUCUCGCACCACUCAUCUCACAAAGGGCUUUUUAAUCCCCUCGUUCCCUUUUGUCUUGGUCCCUGCCACCUUCAUCCACUUCAAUUCGGGCCCGGUAAAAAAAAAAGACAAUGUCGUCUUUUCGAGUCCAGUUCACAGAAGAAAGCAUCCAGGGGCCACUCAGGCACGUGUGUCCUCAGAGGGGAAGGUGUGGGCUGGAAGAUAACGACCUGAAGCCUGGGCCAGGGCCGGGGCUGGGUCUGCAGCAGCCCUGCUGUGGGGAGUCCAGCAUCUGGAGUUGUGGAGUGGGAUCCUACACACUGAGGAGCUGGCAACAUGGAGAGAUGGCGGUUGAUUAUUGUAGCCUGUCUGGUUGACAGAUAGAGAGAUGGUGAUUGGAUAUUGUAGCCUGUCUGGUUGACAGAUAGAGAGAUGGUGGUUAGAUAUCGUGGGCUGUCUGGUCGACAGAUAGAGAGAUGGUGGUUGGAUAUUGUAGCCUGUCUGGUUGACAGAUAGAAGGAUGGUGGUUAGAUAUCGUGGGCUGUCAGGUCGACGGACAGGUCGACGGUUAGGGAGGAUGAUGGCCAGGGUUCAUUCUGCGUGUGUGAGAUUCUAGAAGUGUUCUUGUGCAAAGGCGGAGAAAGUACUUGUCAAAAGAACAAGGUGCACUGGAAGCCUAGGCUUAAACGUUCUUGACGUUGUCCUCAGCUGUUGUUAGACGAGAGGGAGCGUAAUGGCAGAAACGAGCACAGCGCCCAGCUCUAUGCCUGAGUUGUUCUGCUCCCACGGCUCAGAUGGAAAUUGUUCUGUACACGUUGAGGGUGGACGUUUGUGUUUGAUCAAGAUGAGUUGUUGUUUCCAGGCAGGGCUACAGCUGCAUGCACACCUGCAGUCUUCCAGCUCGAUUCCAAACAGCUCCAUUGCUUACUGUGUAUUAAAAGUCCGGUCAACAUCUUUUCUGAGGAUCUUCCUAGAAGUGUUACUCUUACAUCCCCACCGUUAACUGUCAACAAGCUCUGAGAUCAGCACCUUGCACCAGAUACAUGUGCAAUAUCCAACAUAUUACAAGAGCAAAUGUCAUCGGAGCUAUUAGUAGUGGUGUUAAUUUGCCGGUUGAAAAUUGCAAGUUAUUUAUCCAGUGUAAGCAAAUGUUAUUUUUGGGCAGUUCUCUCAAUGGGGAAGGGGAGGGGAGCAUGCUACUGUGGUCUAAGCCUCUGCUCAGUGCUUUGUAUGUACAUUCCCCUCCCUCCCUCUCUCUCUUACUCCUCCCUCUCCUCUGCCUCUCCCUAUAACAAGCCGAGCACUGCAGUCGCCUGUCCUUUAACAAGGUGGCACUGUUGCGGAGCUGCUGGGUUGAGUGGUCAGAGGCCUCAGGACUGGAGGGCUCUCCAACAGCAGGUGACUUGAGGGACGCGUACCGGGCCAGUGAACACUGGGGGACGGGAUUCUCUGGCUUCUCCCGCUAGCGCUCUAAAUCCUCCGUCGUUAGCCUGCGCCGCAUCCUCCACGCCACGGCUGUUGUCCGCCUCGCUCUCUCUCUCUCUCCUCCCUCCCCCCCCACCGAUGCGUGUGGGCAGAGUGGGAUGGAAGCCCUCGUUGGAAGCCUGUUUGUGGAAAUGCUCUUUGCUGUUGAUAUCGCUGUAGCGCCGGGCUGGUGACAACAACAUGCCGUUAAAAUGGAAAAGUGGUUCCCCGGUCAGCUGGAAAUUCCCAGUGCCAGUGCUUAAGACCUCCAGGUCCUCUCCGCUAUCGCCCGCCUACAUCCACCAACACUCCUUUGUGGUUUGGACGACCCACUCUCUCCUCGCUGCCUCCCCGACUUACCACCUGACGGGAUCCCUCGUGGAGGACGACGACCCUCACAUGAAAGUGUCGCUAGGGUGCGGUGACAUGGGCGUCUCCGCCCACCUGCAGGCCUCCAAGACUGGAAACACCCGCUUCUUCACGAGCAACACCCACAGCUCAGUGGUCCUGCAGGGAUUUGACCAGCUGAGGAUAGAGGGAUUACUAUGUGACGUCACCCUGGUGGCGGGGGACGGCGACGAGGCCUUUCCCGUCCACCGCGCCAUGAUGGCGUCCUCCAGCGACUACUUCAAAGCCAUGUUCACAGGUGGAAUGAAAGAACAGGAUUUAAUGUGCAUCAAACUACACGGCGUGAACCGAAUAGGCUUGAAGAAGAUCAUCGACUUCAUCUACACGGCCAAGCUUUCCCUCAACAUGGAGAACCUGCAGGACACUCUGGAGGCAGCCAGCUUCCUGCAGAUCCUCCCUGUGCUCGACUUCUGCAAGGUCUUCCUCAUAUCCGGGGUGUCUCUGGAUAACUGCGUGGAAGUGGGGCGCAUCGCCAACACGUACAACCUCACCGAGGUGGACAAAUACGUCAACAACUUCAUCCUCAAGAACUUCCCCUCGCUGCUGGGCACGGGGGAGUUCGUCAAGCUGCCCUUCGAGCGGCUGGCCUUCGUCCUGUCCAGCAACAGCCUGAAGCACUGCAGCGAGCUGGACCUGUUCAAGGCGGCGUGCCGCUGGCUGCGCUACGAGGACGGUCGCAUGGACCACGCCCCCAAGCUCAUGAAGAACAUCCGCUUCCCCCUCAUGAACCCACAGGAGCUCAUCAACCACGUGCAGACGGUGGACUUCAUGCGCACGGACAACACCUGCGUCAACCUCCUCCUGGAGGCCAGCAACUACCAGAUGAUGCCCUACAUGCAGCCCGUCAUGCAGUCGGACAGGACGGCCAUCCGCUCGGACAGCGCCCACCUGGUCACGCUGGGCGGCGUGCUGCGCCAGCAGCUGGUGGUGAGCAAGGAGCUGCGCCUGUUCGACGAGAAGGCCCACGAGUGGAAGGCGCUGGCGCCCAUGGACGCGCCGCGCUACCAGCACGGCAUCGCAGUCAUCGGGAACUUCCUGUACGUGGUGGGCGGCCAGAGCAACUACGACACCAAAGGCAAGACGGCGGUGGACACGGUCUUCCGGUAUGACCCGCGCUACAACAAGUGGAUGCAGGUGGCGUGCCUCAACGAGAAGCGCACCUUCUUCCACCUCAGCGCGCUCAAGGGGCACCUGUACGCCGUGGGAGGGCGCAACGCGGCCGGGGAGCUAGCCACUGUGGAGUGCUACAACCCCAGGACAAACGAGUGGACGUACGUCGCCAAGAUGAACGAGCCACAUUAUGGCCACGCGGGGACGGUCUACGGAGGCUACAUGUAUAUUUCAGGUGGAAUCACUCACGACACUUUCCAGAAGGAGCUGAUGUGUUUCGACCCGGACGCAGACAAAUGGACUCAGAAAGCGCCCAUGACAACGGUGCGCGGCCUGCACUGCAUGUGCACGGUCGCCGACCGCCUCUACGUCAUCGGGGGCAACCACUUCCGGGGCACGAGCGACUACGACGACGUGCUGAGCUGCGAGUACUACUCGCCCGCCCUGGACCUGUGGACGCCCAUCGCCGCCAUGCUGCGGGGCCAGAGCGACGUGGGCGUGGCCGUGUUCGAGAACAAGAUCUACGUGGUGGGCGGCUACUCGUGGAACAACCGCUGCAUGGUGGAGAUUGUCCAGAAGUACGACCCGGAGAAGGACGAGUGGCACAAAGUGUUUGACCUCCCCGAGUCGCUGGGCGGGAUCCGGGCCUGCACGCUCACGGUGUUCCCCCCCGAGGACCUCACGGGCUCGCCCUCCAGAGAGUCGCCCCUCUCAGCACCUUGAGGAUCGAGGGGGGGGGGGGGCGGGGCAGGGGGCCACCCUGCUUACACCCCCACAGACCCCCCUCCCCCCCCCACACACUAUAGACAUUGUUUGCACUUCCCUUUUGGACUAAAUCUGUACUGCAUCCCGAAGUACCCCCCCCCUCCUCCUCUCCCAAAGCUGUGCAGAACCCCCCCCCCCCCUCCGUCUCCGUCUCCCUAGUGAUGAAAUCCAUGUACCGAUAUGGUUUGGCAACCUAAUUACAUGUUAAUGUUGCAUAUUUGGUAUAUUUUGGCAGGAAAUACCUUGACUUGAAGAGUGACUUUGCAAUUCAACUUUUCUACCUGAUGUCUCUGGAGUUUUAUGAUGUCCUGUUCCUUUAGACGUUUUACCAGGUGAAGACCAUCGUGUUGGUUACCAUGCUGACUGUCUCUUCUAGUCUAUGCCAGGUCAGGGCCUGCUGACCCCAGGGGGGGUCGCAUCAGGGCACAUGAUCACACGAUCAGCCCCUACCACGUGGUUUUAAACUCAGGGGUUGGCCCACGCCCCCUCUUUCUCUCUCCCUCUUUCACUUUCAGUUGUUUCCUGCUAUUGCUAUGAAACCGUUAACAAAAUGGUGUUUUCUAAAUUUAAUAAACAAGAUUUUGAAAAAAAUAUA
Molecule: messenger RNA, 5420 nt
Organism: Hypomesus transpacificus
Lineage: Eukaryota; Metazoa; Chordata; Actinopteri; Osmeriformes; Osmeridae
Gene: klhl13
Product: kelch-like family member 13
Exons: 8
Coding region: 2744-4783 (679 amino acids)
Biological process (GO): regulation of cytokinesis; protein ubiquitination
Cellular component (GO): Cul3-RING ubiquitin ligase complex
Molecular function (GO): ubiquitin-protein transferase activity; cullin family protein binding
Source: RefSeq, a predicted model, not a curated record